AUAAAAUGAGGAUGGCACUAACAUCUCAGGCCAUCCAGCCUUGGUCCUUGCCUAUCCGUGGUUCCGCGAACGGAUAACGGAGAGCGGGAAGGUAGGCGCAAUGGCAGCCAUCUCAGGCCACCCAACCUUGCUUUUGAACCCCAUCGUUUCAACGUUGGAAAAAUGCAAGACCAUGCAUGAAAUGCGCCAAAUUCACGCCCACAUGAUCAAGACAGACCUUGUCAACCACACAUUCACAGUAAGCAAACUCGUCACCUUUUGUACCCUCUCCCGUUCCCCCGGGAGUUUAGCCUACGCUUUGUCAGUCUUUCGUCAAAUCCGAAACCCCAAUGCCUUCAUCUUCUUCACACUAAUUAAUGGUUUUUCUGGCAGCUGGAACCCUGUAAAGUCUAUAACUCUCUAUGCCCACAUGCUUUCUUGCUUGACAGAUUUGAAUGGUAUUGAGUUUUCUCUUCCAUCAGUACUCAAAGCGUGCGGCAGAUCGCGCUCGUUAGAGGAAGGGCAGCAAGUUCACGGGCAAAUCUUGAAAUCUCAUUUUCAGUUUGACCCGUUUGUUUCUAAUUCAUUGAUUAGGAUGUACAUGGAGCUUGAUGAGAUUGAGAUGGCGAGAAUGGUGUUUGACAAAAUGCUUGAAAGAGAUGUAAUUUCUUGGAAUUCGAUGAUUACGGGUUACUUGAGUGCUGGAGAGAUUGAGUUGGCACGUGUGCUAUUUAACGAGAUGCCAGAAAGAGACAUAGUUUCUUGUAAUGCAAUGAUCGAUGGGUAUGGCAAGUUUGGAAAGUGUGAGCUGGCUGAGGAGGUUUUCAGGAUGAUGAAUGAUAAGGAUGUGGUUUCUUGGACGUCGAUGAUAUCUGCAUAUGUACUUAAUCAUCGUCCAAGGGAAGCCUUGGAUUUUUUUAGGGAAAUGCUGAGUGUGGGAGUAAGACCUGAUGCCCCUGCUAUUGUUAGUGUUCUUUCAGCCAUUUCUGACUUGGGUUUUGUCGAGGAGGGUAAAUGGAUACAUACUCACAUAUCUAAAAAUAAGAUAGAAUUGAGUAAUGGGUUUAUCGCAUCAGCUCUUAUUGACAUGUAUGCAAAAUGCGGGCAUAUAGAAAAUGCCUAUCAUGUCUUUAGAUAUGUAUCUCAUAGGAGAAACAUUGGGGAUUGGAAUGCUUUGAUCUCUGGUCUUUCAACUCAUGGUCUUGGUCAAGAUGCUCUUGAAGUUUUCCUUGACAUGGAAAGAAUGGGGAUUGAGCCCAAUGAAAUUACAUUCAUAGGACUCUUAAGUGCUUGUAGCCAUGGAGGAAUGGUUGAUGAGGGUCAAUAUUAUUUUAAAAUAAUGCAAGAAAAGUACAAUAUUGUUCCCAAGAUUCAACACUAUGGAUGUAUGAUUGAUCUUUAUGGCAGAGCAGGUCGCUUUGAGGAUGCACUAGGAGUUAUACAGAACAUGCCAAUGGAGGCUGAUGUUUUAGCUUGGAAGGCUAUUCUUAGUGCCAGCAUGAAGCAUGGCAAUGCUGCGAUUGGUGAAAAUGCUGCCCUCAAAGCAAUGGAUUCUGCCCCAGAAGACUCAAGUUCUUAUGUUCUUCUCUCAAAUAUCUAUGCGAAGGCCAGGAGAUGGGAUGACGUAGCUAAGGUCAGAUUACUCAUGAAAGAGAGAGGAGUGAAAAAGAUUCCAGGCUGCAGUUCAAUCCUUGUAAAUGGGAAAGUUCAUGGGUUCCUUGCAAGGAAGGAAAUGGAUAUUGAAUUUAGUGGUGAGGUUCUCUUGAAGAUAGAUGAAGUAGUCGCUAAGCUAAAGUUGGAAGGCUAUGAGCCUGACCUAACUCAAGUUCUAUUAGAUAUUGAAGAGGAAGGGAAAAGAAGCUUGCUUUGUCUUCAUAGUGAGAAGAUGGCACUUGCAUUCGGACUUAUAAACAUUAGAAAUGGUGCGCCUAUUCAUAUUGUGAAGAACUUAAGGAUUUGCUGUGAUUGUCAUUCCUUUAUCAAGCUGGUUUCAAGGGUUUACAGCCGUCGAAUAGUUGUGAGAGACCAAAACCGUUUCCAUCACUUUGAGAAUGGUUCCUGCUCCUGCAAAGAAUAUUGGUAAUAUAGAUUUAUGUAGCCUGAUUUUGCAUGUUAAUUAAGAUAUUGUACAGGUUCAGUAUUUAAAGCAUGUGAUUAAUACA
Messenger RNA from Carya illinoinensis, 2141 nucleotides. Its product is annotated as pentatricopeptide repeat-containing protein At5g48910-like. Gene Ontology annotation, molecular function: protein binding; RNA binding; zinc ion binding. The coding region runs from base 101 to 2062 and encodes 653 amino acids. Gene Ontology annotation, biological process: RNA modification. The record is from RefSeq and is a predicted model, not a curated record. The transcript has a single exon. NCBI's taxonomy places the organism in Eukaryota, Viridiplantae, Streptophyta, Magnoliopsida, Fagales, Juglandaceae.